Culicoides brevitarsis is the source of this 2336-nucleotide messenger RNA. It is a transcript of the gene CaMKII, whose product is annotated as calcium/calmodulin-dependent protein kinase type II alpha chain. Gene Ontology annotation, molecular function: ATP binding; calcium/calmodulin-dependent protein kinase activity; calmodulin binding. Lineage: Eukaryota; Metazoa; Arthropoda; Insecta; Diptera; Ceratopogonidae. The record is from RefSeq and is a predicted model, not a curated record. The coding region runs from base 367 to 2331 and encodes 654 amino acids. Gene Ontology annotation, biological process: protein phosphorylation. The transcript has 16 exons.
AAAUUCCUUGGAGUCAAAAGAGAAAAAAAAUAUUUUGUCUGUAAAAUACUGGCAGAGAAUGCAUCACGUGCAAAUUUAGUGCAAAUUAUUGUCAAGUUGUGUCACUAAAAGUCGUUUUUCGGUGAUAUUUUCCGGAAAUUCGCAGAGAAAAUAAUUUAAAUAAAUAAUAAAAAAAAACAAAACAAGUGAAAAAGAGAUCACAUGAUUUAACAAAAAAAAAAUAAAUAAAUAAAAAUAAAAAUUGUGUCAAAAAAAAUAAAUAAUAGAAAUAGAAAAAUAUUUGAAAGGCAGAAAAAAUAAAAGUGCGCCAAAAAUUCUUCAACAGUGUUCAAUUCAAACUUAAAAAUUUUCCUAAUCUGCAAUACAAUGGCUGCACAGGCAGCUUGUACUCGUUUUUCUGACAACUACGAAAUUAAAGAGGAGCUCGGCAAGGGAGCAUUUUCAGUUGUCAAAAGAUGCGUACAAAAGUCAACCAGUCUGGAAUUUGCAGCCAAAAUUAUCAACACAAAGAAAUUAACGUCUAGAGAUUUUCAAAAGUUAGAACGCGAGGCUAGAAUUUGUAGGAAAUUACAGCACCCCAAUAUCGUACGACUACAUGACAGUAUACAAGAAGAAAAUUAUCACUACCUCGUAUUCGACUUAGUAACCGGCGGCGAGCUCUUCGAAGACAUUGUCGCGCGUGAAUUUUACUCGGAAGCCGAUGCGUCACACUGCAUUCAACAGAUACUCGAGUCUGUGCACCACUGUCACUCCAAUGGCGUGGUGCAUCGAGACUUGAAACCGGAAAACUUGCUGUUGGCCAGUAAAGUUAAGGGUGCUGCUGUCAAAUUGGCCGAUUUUGGCUUAGCUAUUGAGGUACAAGGUGAUCAGCAAGCAUGGUUUGGCUUUGCUGGCACUCCAGGCUACUUGUCGCCGGAAGUGUUGAAAAAGGAGCCGUAUGGCAAGGCCGUCGACAUUUGGGCAUGUGGCGUUAUUCUGUAUAUCCUACUUGUCGGUUAUCCACCCUUUUGGGACGAAGACCAACACAGAUUGUACGCACAAAUCAAGGCGGGCACCUAUGACUAUCCAUCACCUGAAUGGGACACCGUUACUCCUGAGGCUAAAAAUCUGAUCAAUCAAAUGUUAACUGUUAAUCCGUAUAAGAGAAUCACAGCGUCUGAUGCCUUGAAGCAUCCAUGGAUUUGUCAAAGAGAACGUGUUGCUUCGGUCGUACACAGACAAGAAACCGUGGACUGCCUCAAGAAAUUCAAUGCACGUCGUAAGCUUAAGGGUGCUAUUUUAACAACGAUGCUGGCAACAAGAAAUUUCUCAAGUAAAAGUAUGAUAGCUAAAAAGGGUGACGGAUCUCAAGUUAAAGAGUCAACCGAUUCUAGCACAACAAUUGAGGACGAUGAUGUUUGUAAAGAAGGCAAAGGAGUUGUUGAUCGGAGUUCAACUGUAAUUGCUAAAGAUCCGGAAGCUCAAACGAACACAACGGCAAUUCCAAAUAACUCGACGCCCCCGAUGUCGCCCAUGGGACCCAAUAAUGGGGGCGGGGGCGGCAGCGGCACCGGAACAUCAAGCGUUACGGGAGCACUCUCCAUGUUAUCGGCAGCUGCUGCCUUAACUGCUAGCAAAAUGAGCACGCAACUUCAUGCCGCUGCCGCAGCAGCUGCAGCCUCAUCGCCAACAUCGUCAUCCAGUCCCACAAAUAAUAAUACCAAUAACAAUAAUAAUAACAACAACAACAACAAUAACAUAGGUAGCAAUGCGAAUAACAGUAAUUCUAGUACUAGUUUGAACAUUAGUAGUAGUGUGUCGUCGAUACUAGCGAAUGCAUUUAGCAGUAAAUCACAAAACACAAUUGUCAAUACAGGCAUCGUCACAACCACAAAUACCGUUACGUCGCAACCGACACAGCAACAGCAGCAAACUGGGGCCUCGUUGUUACAGAGUGUUCAAGCACGCCGCCAGGAGAUCAUAAAAAUGACUGAAAACGUGAUUGAGGCAAUCAAUAAUGGGGACUUUGAUGCAUACACUAAACUUGUUGAUCCCCAUUUGACUGCAUUCGAGCCGGAAGCAUUGGGUAAUUUAGUAGAAGGAAUGGAUUUCCAUAAAUUUUACUUUGAAAAUUCUGUGCUCGGAAAGAACUGCAAGGCGAUCAACACGACAAUAUUGAAUCCACACGUUCAUUUACUCGGUGACGAUGCUGCCUGUAUCGCCUACGUGCGACUAACACAAUACAUUGAUAAACAAGGCCAAGCUCAUACCGAACAACGAGAGGAAACUCGUGUGUGGCACAAACGAGACAGCAAAUGGCAGCUGGUACAUCUUCAUCGAAGCGCCAAGUAAGAGAA